Aspergillus nidulans FGSC A4 is the source of this 796-nucleotide messenger RNA. Its product is annotated as translation initiation factor eIF1. Gene Ontology annotation, molecular function: translation initiation factor activity. The transcript has 4 exons. Gene Ontology annotation, biological process: translational initiation. The record is from RefSeq and is a predicted model, not a curated record. NCBI's taxonomy places the organism in Eukaryota, Fungi, Ascomycota, Eurotiomycetes, Eurotiales, Aspergillaceae. The coding region runs from base 118 to 462 and encodes 114 amino acids.
CUCCGUACUUCAGAACACGCAGACCCGCGAUCGCUCUAUCACUGAGAUUUAUUCUCCCCUCCUGCUUCAUUUACAAGAACCGCUUUUAAGGGCCGUUUACGACUAAAGGCCGAGUUUAUGUCCAUCGAAAACCUUAAGACCUUCGACCCCUUCGCCGAAGCUGACGAAGACACCGGCGAGACUAAGCAGUCUCAAAACUACAUCCAUAUACGGAUUCAACAGCGCAAUGGUCGAAAGACCUUGACUACGGUCCAGGGUCUCCCUAAGAAGUUCGAUCAGAAGAAGAUCUUGAAGGUGAUCAAGAAGAAGUUUGCUUGCAAUGGCACCAUCGUCAAUGACACCGAGAUGGGUGAGGUGAUUCAGCUUCAAGGAGACCAGCGCAAGGAUGUUCAAGAGUUCUUGACCGACAAGAAGGAAGGUCUUGAGCUUGAUGCCAAGACCAUUAAGGUCCACGGUUUUUAAGCCAGAAGCCACGUCCCGUUCCGGUCCCUUCUUCCCAGUCCAAGUUAUCCCCCAGAUAGCAGCCGCGACGGGUCGUCUAUCGUUACCCACAUAUUCGUUGCAUUAGCCUAACUGCGAAGAUGAUGGUGUUGGACUUCCUUCGUUCGGCGUGCUGGACUUGGGCCCCGUGUCGAAGCGAUGCACUUGUCAACUCAUCCGUGAUAUCGUGAACGGGCGAUAUGGGAGAGUUAUUCGUAUCGAAGUACCUACCAAUAUAGAAGGGUUCUUGAGGGGGAUUUCGUGUCUUCGUAUUCUUAGUUCUACCAGGUAGCUAAUCAAGCAAGUCCUGUGUUUC